UGCCCAGUGACGCAGAGACGUCACCAGUCGGUAGGCGGAAAAGCGGUAGAGUGUCUCGGUAUCUACAGAUAAAGGCGAACCGGGUGAUUUUAUUAAGGAGAUUCAUACAGGAGAUAUUAAAAAGGUUAGCUUCGUACCGGCUGAAAUGGCGGUUCCUGCGGGUCAGACAGAUUCGCAGAUGGACAGAGGCGCCCUGAGCGGCGGCCAGACAGUUUCCCCUGAAAACAACAUUGACAUCGACGAGAAAGAGUUGGAAAAUAUCACAAAGAAAGACCAAGAAGACGAGACGACUACGCUGCCUCUGCACUCACCUUGGACGUUUUGGCUGGACAGGUCAUUACCGGGCACGACGGCUGCAGAAUGCGAAUCCAAUCUGAAGAAGAUCUACACCGUGCAAAGUGUUCAGAUGUUCUGGAGCGUAUACAACAACAUCCCUCCAGCCACAGCCCUGCCUUUGAGAUGUAGCUAUCACUUAAUGCGUGGAGAGCGGAGGCCACUGUGGGAAGAAGAAAGCAACGCAAAAGGAGGAGUGUGGAAGAUGAAAAUACCAAAAGAAAGCACUUCUGCAGUUUGGAAAGAGUUGUUACUUGCUACUAUUGGGGAGCAGUUUGCAGAUUACUGUGCCUCAGACGACGAGGUUGUUGGUGUCAGUGUUAGCAUUCGGGAUCGGGAAGAUGUUGUACAGGUCUGGAAUAGCGACGCAUCUCUUGCUAAUGAAGCAAAUAUCUUGGGAAAAGUCUAUGAGCUCCUCCCGUACAUACCCUUUAAAGCUGUUUUUUAUAAGUCCCACAUGGAACAUCAUGCCUUUGAAGGAGGACGCUCAAGACAUUAAAUGAUUGUAUUGCACUUUUUUAUUUGAACCUGAACGCUGUUCCUGCCUUUGCGUAAAGGCCCUGUCCAAAACCUAAUCAAGGAUGUUAUUUUGCAUUCAACAAGAAAAUAGUUGUCACUAUAUUUUUAUAACUUUCAAAGACUGAUGCCUUGUUUAAUUUUGAUGUGGGUUCUAAAGCGCUGAACUCUUCAGAGAAUGUAUAUCCAGCAUAAAUCUCAUCCUGAGUUUGUUAGUUCAUGUUGGUUUUGACUUCCUCCUGUACUGAACUGCACUGUCAUGGUCCUGUUCUCUGUACGGCCUAUGGACCUCACAAUUUAUUCCUGGUAUAGAGGUAGCAGCUACAUAAUUGGUGUGUUUUAACUGUUUAAAAUAUCUCAAUUCAUAUCAUGUUUUAGUCGGUGCCAAAGCACUUUUUACAAACAUUUAAGAAGUUUGUGUCCCCACUUGGUUUCUUGAAACUUUUAUUAACUGUACAUCACAUUUAAAUCAGGGUAACGCUUGGAAAUAUUGCACAUGACGACCUAUUCCAAUCACAGUGUCCCUCAGUUAUAAAGCCAUCACAGGGAAUCAGAAGAUAUCCCAGUGCAGAUAUGGCCUGAAGAAACUCUGCUUUGGUUAAAGAGCAAAACCCAACCUGAAAGGUGCCUCUUUGAAUGUUCUCAGCUACGCCACAUUUGACAUUUCUUUCAAUACACGUGUUGAAAGUAGACCCUCUGCUCUGUUGAAUGGAGACACGGAUUGUUUAGUGUAUUACCCUGAAGAGAAACUGCACAUUUCUUGCUCGGAUAGUGGUGCUCGUCUGUACUUGCUGAGAAAAAGGCAGCAUUGUUUGCUUAAGUUACAUAAGGUCAUGCUAUCCCCAUAUUUAGCAUGAUGUGUAGAUACAAUAUGUUGAAUUCUAUGUUUAAGAAAAAGUCAAAUAUGACGGAUACUAGCGAGUUUCAAUAGCAAUUGAGUCAAUGCAUUCUGCUGCUUCAAAGGAAAAGCACACUUUAAACCAGAACACUGACCUCGUCUAUUUGAUCAUCUUUAUUAUGAUUAAGAGCGUCACCAAUAAUAGAGGAAAAACAUAUUUUUCUAUUAGCUCCCUUUACAAAUCUGGGACAGUAUUUUUGAGACUCCAUCUCCCAGAUAGAGUUCCCUUCAUUAACACAGUUGUACUAUUGCAGUGCAGGCUACAGUAAACUGAAUGCUUCUGCUGUUAUUGUGUCACCACUUUUACUGUAUAGUUCCACCCUGGACUGGUUUAUAUGUUAGUUAUAAUUGGACAAUAUUUCCUUUGAAAACAUGAUUUUUGCAGUGACAUGAACAAAGUAAAUAAAAUGGAAAUGAAAAUUA
Messenger RNA from Cottoperca gobio, 2170 nucleotides. RefSeq names its product eukaryotic translation initiation factor 4E family member 3 (gene eif4e3). Lineage: Eukaryota; Metazoa; Chordata; Actinopteri; Perciformes; Bovichtidae. The coding region runs from base 146 to 832 and encodes 228 amino acids. Gene Ontology annotation, molecular function: RNA 7-methylguanosine cap binding; translation initiation factor activity. The transcript has 7 exons. Gene Ontology annotation, cellular component: eukaryotic translation initiation factor 4F complex. The record is from RefSeq and is a predicted model, not a curated record. Gene Ontology annotation, biological process: translational initiation.